UAUAUAAUAAUAAUAAGCGAGAGAAUUAAAAUAAAUAAUAAAUAAUAUUUAUAAAAUAAAUAAUUAAAAAGAAUAAGAAUAAGAAAAAAAAGAAAAAUAUAUAUAAAUAUGCAGCAGCACCGAGUUGAUGCACAAAUUCUUUACGAAGAGCAAAUUUUGGAAGCUAUCGAUCAGUUAAGACGACGAAAAGCGCGACCGGAUGCUGAUCGCAUAUGCAAUUACUUGCUGAGAAAAUUUUGUGUCGACGCACGGGACACCAUCGCCGACUUGCACCGUCUGAUAGAGGCUGAGAAGGUCAUCCAGGUGGACUACAAGGGCAACACCUCGUACCGCAAUGCGUCCAAGUGGUCAAGGCUUCAACUCUACAAGAACCGCCCCGAGGGAUUUGUGAAGGACAAACUGAACUCCGCCGUGGUCGCCGGCGCGGUCGCCGAGCUGGUGAUCGAGGAGCCGGACUACCUGGACCAGGGGGUCCCAGCACUCAGACUGAUCGAGCAGCUGCUGGACGGCAUCUCCAACCCGACCUCCCGGAAGAUGGUCGAGGACUUCCUCAACAAGGAAGUAGCCAACGGCAACAUAAUCAGGUCAGCGAAUGGUAAUUAUUCGCUAGUCGCCACUAGUGACACCAGCAACACGACAUUGAGUUCGACCAUUUCUUCGUCGUCCUCUCCGUCGACCCCGUCGCCAAAGUCCAACAAUUUCAACCAUAAUUUGGAGAAUGAAAUGAUGAUUAACUGCGCCAACAAACGAUACGCACGUGACAGUACCAAUGGUAUUCCCUCAGACAAUAAUUCUAAUUCUAAUUGUAUUGUCAGUGCCGGUGCUAAUGCUAAUGACUCGACGAUAACUUCCGCAGAAGUGUUUAAUUAUGAUAACAACAGUUUAUUGAUUACUGAUUCACGGUCGAGUACACCGAAAAUAAACAGCCCGCGACCUACUGUUGGUAGCAACAACAUCAAUUCCACUGGUAAUAACAACGGCAAUGGUAUUGCUGCAAGCAAACGUGAUCAGCAAUGUUUUGAAGUCGCGGUUGCUGUGAAGGAACCGAAUUCUCCAGAAGAAUCAGUGACUAAGGAUGACCUGGUACUGCGGUGCGAAGACAGUAAUCAAAUGUCGAUACCAAUUAUUACACAGAAAAAAGAACCUAAAAAUGAUUCGGUUAAUACUUCUAACCUUAAACGCACAUCUAAGUCGGAACGUAAGCAACGUUUGAUGGUUAGAGCUGAUGAUUCCAUGGAUAUUGAGAUAAAGUUUGAUGAAAUAAAGUAUGAGAGGACGGAGAGCAAGUUUUUCAAUGAUAGUAAAGUUGAUAAGCUGAAGGAGAAGGAGAAGGAGAAAGAGAAAGAGAAGGAAAAAGAAAAAGAAAAGGAGAAAGAGAAGGAAAAAGAAAAAGAGAAGGAGAAGGAAAAGGAGAAAGAGAAAGAGAAAGACAAGGAUAAGGAUGACAGUGGUGCCUUGAGCGAAGAGAAAGAGGACGAGGAAGCUGAGGCCGAAAGAAGUUCUGCAAAUCCUUCGCCCACUUUAUCUAAUCCUGUUGGGGGAUUCCGCAGCGCGAGACGGAAGAGAGCCAAGAAAGUCUUUGACCCAUCGGACAACAACGUGGUGAAGCGUAAGCGAGGAAGACAGUCGGCUACAAGUAUAAAAGCCGCUUUGCAAGCUAUCACCCAGGAUUCACAGGACUCAACUUCUGCAAAGUCGAAUGCCAAAGAGACUCCUGGUAGAAAAUGCAGUCUCUGUUAUAAAGACAAGUCUGAAAAUCUUGUUCCUUGUCGUGAUUGUACUGUCAGAGCACAUCCGAGUUGCAUUUAUUCUCCCGAUGACUUGGUACUUAAAUCCGGUAGCAGUUGGCAGUGCGAACGCUGCAAAAGUUGUACAGUCUGUUGCGAAACGUCUGACGUCGGACCUCUGAUAACAUGCCACUCAUGUGACGACGCGUAUCAUCACUCGUGUCACAUCCCGCGAGUUACAAAGUCAAAUUCCAAAUGGCAGUGCUGCGAGUGCAACCAGAAGCACCAGUCCGGCAAGCAGCCAGCCAAUGCUACUCCGGUAUCAGUAUCAGCACCAACAGCUCCCUUACCAGCACCAACACCAACACCAGCUCCAGGUCCAGUUAUAAUCACCAUCGCCUCAACAACAGCAGCUUCAAUCCCAACGGCCACCGCAGCCCCCAGAUCAGAAUCUCCCCCGCAAACUCCGAUUUUACCUCCAGUAUUGAGUCCACAGGUUUCACCAUCUAGAGAGUCUUUGGAUCACACAGAAGAUGAAACAACACCACGUGAUUCUGUUAUUGAUCCAAAUAUACCAGAUGCUUCUGAUUGGACUUCCGAACAAGUUUAUCAGUAUUUCGCUCGUCUUUUUCCUAAAGAAGCUGAAGUUUUUCGUGUUCAGGACAUCGACGGCCACUCCUUACUACUAAUGAAAAGAUCCGACGUAUUGAUCGGACUAGAUCUUCUUCUGGGACCAGCUCUCAAGAUCUACCGUCACGUUUUAAAAUUACAAUUGCGCCGUGACGAGACACGUUUCUAUUGGUUGUAACGACAAUUUGUCACCUGCUCGUUUUAGAUAUUCUGCUCAACAAUAAUUAAUAUCAUUAUCAUUAUUGUUACUGUUAAUUUUAAAUCUAAGUCUUAAUAAUUAAUUGUAAAACCUUUUUUAUGCAUCAUCCGUUUGUAUAUAACCGUUACUUUAAUCGAAAUAUAUUCCAUUUUAUAAUAAAAAC
Molecule: messenger RNA, 2719 nt
Organism: Microplitis mediator
Lineage: Eukaryota; Metazoa; Arthropoda; Insecta; Hymenoptera; Braconidae
Gene: Lint-O
Exons: 5
Coding region: 109-2535 (808 amino acids)
Molecular function (GO): DNA binding
Source: RefSeq, a predicted model, not a curated record